Molecule: messenger RNA, 3504 nt
Organism: Caretta caretta (loggerhead turtle)
Lineage: Eukaryota; Metazoa; Chordata; Testudines; Cheloniidae
Gene: RBM46
Product: RNA binding motif protein 46
Molecular function (GO): RNA binding
Source: RefSeq, a predicted model, not a curated record
CCACCCCCUUCCUGCCAGCUUGAUUGGACUGGGUGAAGCAGAGGAAAAUCUAAUCGUCCCCUGUGGUGUCCCAUCAGCAGCGAGACGUGCAUCUGCCAAGCCAGGGUCUGCUGAGUGACCACUGUUCCUUUUGGGCACGCGUGACCUGCACGCUGCCAACCACGAUAUUGCAAAUAUGCACGACGAAAAUACAGAUGUAACAAAUGGAUGUGGCAAAAUCCGAACUGGUACUCAGAAUGAGGCUGCCUUACUAGCUUUGAUGGAAAAGACUGGCUACAGCAUGGUUCAAGAAAAUGGACAAAGAAAAUUUGGUGGUCCUCCACCAGGUUGGGAAGGUCCUCCCCCACCUCGUGGCUGUGAAGUUUUUGUGGGAAAGAUUCCUCGUGAUAUGUAUGAAGAUGAAUUAGUCCCUGUUUUUGAGAGAGCUGGGAAGAUUUAUGAAUUCAGACUGAUGAUGGAAUUUAGUGGCGAGAAUCGAGGAUAUGCCUUUGUGAUGUACACAACUAAAGAAGAAGCCCAGCUGGCCAUCAGGAUCCUUAAUAAUUAUGAAAUUCGUCCAGGAAAAUUUAUUGGUGUCUGUGUAAGCUUAGACAACUGCAGAUUAUUUAUUGGAGCUAUUCCAAAAGAGAAAAAGAAAGAAGAAAUCUUGGAUGAAAUGAAGAAAGUUACAGAAGGAGUGGUUGAUGUUAUUGUUUAUCCAAGUGCUACUGACAAAACUAAAAAUCGUGGCUUUGCCUUUGUAGAAUAUGAGUCUCACAGAGCUGCUGCUAUGGCUAGAAGAAAACUAAUUCCAGGAACAUUCCAGCUAUGGGGACAUACUAUUCAAGUAGACUGGGCAGACCCAGAGAAAGAAGUUGAUGAAGAAACAAUGCAGAGGGUUAAAGUAUUGUAUGUAAGAAACUUAAUGAUCUCUACUACAGAGGAUGCAAUUAAGGCUGAAUUUAACAAAUUCAAGCCAGGAGCAGUUGAACGUGUAAAGAAACUGAGAGACUAUGCUUUUGUUCAUUUUUUCAACCGAGAGGAUGCAGUUGCAGCUAUGUCAAUUAUGAAUGGAAAAUGCAUUGAUGGAGCUAGUAUUGAGGUAACACUGGCAAAACCUGUAAACAAAGAAAGCACUUGGAGACAGCAUCUUAAUGGUCAAAUUAGUCCCAAUUCUGAAAAUCUUCUAGUUUUUGCUAACAAGGAAGAUGGUCAUCAAAAAUCGUUAGGAAAACCAGGAAAUCUUUCAGUUCGUCUUAAUGGUCAGCACAGUCCAAGCCCCCCUGAAAUUGAAAGGUGUACUUACCCAUUUUUUCCAGGGACAAAGCUUACUCCAAUUAGCAUGUAUUCUUUAAAAUCCAAUCAUUUCAGUUCUGCAGUAAUGCACUUGGAUUAUUACUGCAACAAAAAUAACUGGGCACCACCAGAAUACUAUUUAUAUUCAACAACAAGUCAGGAUGGAAAAGUACUCUUGGUAUAUAAAAUAGUUAUUCCUACUAUUGCAAAUGGAUCCCAGAGUUAUUUUAUGCCAGACAAACUCUGCACAACCUUAGAAGAUGCAAAGGAAUUGGCAGCCCAGUUUACACUGCUACAUUUGGGUCCUUUCUGAUGAUGCUUGUGCUUACACUACGGCUGUUGGUCUCAUUCCUGUUGGCUAAACAUUUAUUCUCAUUGACUUCAUUAAGUUAAUGCUUGCCAAAAAAUUGAGGUAUAGCAUUUACAGAAUUAUCAGGAUACUGCAGUGCAGACCUUAACCUUCACCUUAAACUGACUUUAUUUGCAAUUCACUCUGGAGAUAGUGUACAGUGCUUUUUGGAAGCCAGAAGGUCUCCUUUUUUCUAGAAUCAACUGCGCACCUUGUUUGGCUUGAACUACCAUGAAGAGCGUAGCUGCAUGUUUGAAAAGUUCAGAAUUUAUUAUUUUGGAGAAAAGGAUAACACUGUAUGGUGUAUGAGAAUUACUGGAAAAUAAAAUAUGUGUUUUUAUUGGGAAACAACAAUUCUACAGAUAACAUCUCUGUAUUUUAAAUGGUUUACUUUAAAGAUUAGUGAAAUUUAUUACGUUUUAUUUGUCUUUUAGCUGAUGUUUGAUUAAUAUAGUUUUUGUUUUAAAGAGAUGAUUUAUUUAAAAUUGUAUUUACCAGUAAUACUUUAAAUUGGUAAGUAAACUAGACGUUUAUAAAAGGUUUGGAGUAAUAUGUAAAUCGGAUAUUGGCAAAGUAAUCUAGUUAGAAUACCUCACCCUCCACAUUUCUGUAGUUUUAGAGAAGAUUCUAUCAGUUUGUCUUGUAAAUAAUAAAUCUUAGAAAAAAGCAAAAAUGAACUGGCUACACCUCUUCUUUCAUAGAUGAAAUCCCUGUAUUUCAGUACGAGAUCUAAUUUGGAAGAAAAUUAAUAUCUUGUGGUAGCAAGAUAAAUCAGAGAUUUGUUUCUGCAAAGGUAGAAAGAUGCAAAACAAAAUUGUUAAUGGAAAGAUACCUUUCCAGUCAAAUCUGUGGUAUCUGUGUUGGUAUACAAGUAUAUCAGUGAAGUAUUUUUGUGUCACAUACUGGUAAAACAGGAUUUGCAAUGCGACAGAUCGGCAUAGUCUCCAUUGCUAUCAUCAAAAUAUUGAGGUUUGAAACAUGUUAGAAAAUUAUUUUUUGUGUAGUAGUCCAUUUUGUCUCUUUGAAUUAAAUUUGUAUCUAUAGACUUACAUGCAAAGUAACUAUUCAUGUAUUUAUUUACAGACUACAAUUUUCGUCGCAGCUCAGUAAAUAGCAUUUCCCCUGCUAGUGCCACUCUCUCUUCUGGGACACCCAGCAUGCUUCCAUACACAUCAAAGCCUUAUUUUUAUCCAAGCUACCCCUUAUUACCAACAAUUCUGCUUGCUAAUGGCAGCCAUGUUGGACAGCGAGUAUAUAUCUCUAAUGAGGCCUCAUUCUUUUGAAGAAAAAGUUGUACAGCAUUAAUAUGAAAGUUGUCAUUUUUAGUUUUUAAUUGGGUCUACACUAUUAAUUUUCGUGAGUAAAAUAUAUUUAUUUCCAUAUAGGGAACUUUUCACAUUUCAGUAAAUAUAAGCAUUUGUCAAAAGAUAAAGUUCAAAAACGUUACUUUUCUUGGCCUGAGUACUGUAGAUUGAUGUUCUUUUAUCUGUUUAUGGUUCCUGGUCAAAGUGUGGGCAGUAGAACCCAGUGGCUUAUGUUAAGAAUUUUUCUAAUAAUUACUUUGCUGAAUAGUAUCUCUUUAAUUUAAUCUGUGCAAAUAUUGGUUGUAAUCUUGUUACCAAGGAUCGCUUUUAUGUUGAAGAUUAGUAGUUAUUUAGCCAGAAGGCAACUAUUAUGUGGCCGGAAAAUGAUGCAAAAGGAAGAUUUUAAGACACUUUUUUUUUAAAAAUUUAAAGAAAUAUAAUUUACUAUUGUGGUCCUUUGCAUAGUUUUAGUAAUAGAGUAAAUUAUCUUACUUUUUGUGCUGUUAAUUUAUUCAGAGUUAAAAUUGUUAAGCUUCAUCUGUGUUUUGGUAUUACCUGUAUAGUAGUUCUGUUUUA